GGGCAAGAUAAUUGGCGCAAGGCCACUUAUAACCAUUUGGUUGUUUCCCUAUAGGUCGAAUCUUUGUUAAUAUUAAUGCUGUGAUAUCAACUACAAUAUAGUGUGAUAUUUUUUUCGUGAACAUCUUCCAAUCGAGUGUCAUGGCAUCAACAAGGGAGCAUAGCGAGGAGGAGGACGAGGAAGACACCAAGAAGAAAAACUCCAACACCCUCCCACUGUGGGGAAAUGAGAAAACCAUGAACCUCAACACCCUAUUGCUCACAAACAUUCAGUCAUCUCAUUAUUUCAAAGUGAACCUGUUUGAGUACAAGACUUACCACGAGGUGAUCGAUGAGAUAUACUACAAGGUCACCCACCUGGAGCCGUGGGAGAAGGGCAGCCGUAAGACGGCUGGUCAGAGCGGCAUGUGUGGUGGGGUGCGCGGUGUGGGCGUUGGCGGUAUCGUCUCCACGGCCUUCUCGUGCCUCUACAAGCUGUUCACGCUGCGGCUGACGCGCAAACAGGUGACCGGACUGCUCAACCACACCGACUCGCCGUACCUGCGCGGGCUCGGCUUUAUGUACCUCAGAUACACCCAGCCGCCGGCCGAUCUGUGGGGCUGGUUCGAGCCAUUCCUGGAGGAUGAGGAGAUGAUCGACGUGAAGGCUGGCGGCGGCGAGGAGAUGAUGAUGGGCGUGCUGGUGCGCAAGAUGCUGACCAAGCUGGACUGGUACGGCACCCUGUUCCCGCGUAUCCCCGUACCCAUCCAGAUGAAGAUUCAGAAGCAACUGCAGGAGCGUUUUCCGGCGGUGGGCGGCCCGCAGGUGGGGGACGUUCGACGGCCGGGGGCCGGGGAGGACGGCCGCCGCCACCCGGCCCGGGAGAGGUCCGCCAGCCGGGAGCGCCAGAGGCCGCAAGCACCUCCGCGAGACAUUGCUGAAGAGAUUGCCCUGGAAAAGGAGCGCAUCCGCCGGGAGCGAGAGGGCAGUCGAGGCAGGGACGGAAACGAGAGCAAUUCGCGAGAUCGGCGUGACAGCAAAUCACGCGAGCGUCACGACAGCAAGACGCGAGAACAUCGCGACAGCAAAUCACGUGAUCAUCGCGACAGCAAGACACGGGACCAUCGCGACAGCAAAUCGCGCGAGCACCGCGACGAGCGGCGGCGGGAGCGGGAGCACAGGAGCCGUGACCGAGACCGGCACCGCAGCCGGAGCCGCUCCCGGGAGCGGCGUCACCGGCGGAGCCGCAGCCGCGAGCGGCGCGCCGACGGCCGCAGGGAGCGCUCUCAGCGGAGCCGCAGUGGGAGCCGGGAGCGGCGCCGACGGAGCAGGGAGAGGGACCGACACCGCGACGAGCGGCGACACCGGCGCAGCGGCAGUCGGGAGCGGCGCCGCUGAGCCCGGGCCCGCCGGCGAGCGGACCGAGGACGAGCUCAGAGGAGCGGCGCUGUGCGGCGCGCUGCGCACAGCGGCUCCGAGCUGGCUGCCGAUAGCUGAUUCCCACUGAGACUGGCUGGGUGGAUCCUGGCCGAUACUGGACGUUGAUUGUCACCAUUCGCAUGUGUAUACCAUGUGAGUCAUAAAUAUGUCAUGGGCGUAA
Molecule: messenger RNA, 1578 nt
Organism: Amphibalanus amphitrite
Lineage: Eukaryota; Metazoa; Arthropoda; Thecostraca; Balanomorpha; Balanidae
Product: pre-mRNA-splicing factor 38B-like
Exons: 8
Coding region: 141-1376 (411 amino acids)
Cellular component (GO): precatalytic spliceosome
Source: RefSeq, a predicted model, not a curated record